CAAGUAGCCCUCUGAUUGGCUGAUGGUCUGACGGCCGGAGGCUAAAAUGUGUGGCAUCAAAGGGACAAAAAUGUGAAAUGACUUAAAAGGUUUUACCAGCACUUUAGUAGAUGUGGCUUUUAAUUUUGAUGUGACCUUCUCCAGGACUGGAUAAACGAUGUCGGACGCUGAAGGUGCUCGCAGUCCUGACCAGCUGAACAAAUUCGAGAGACUGACAGGCAGGCCGCCGCACGGUGAGACGCUAGCAGGUUAUCGCACUCCUCCUGCCCGCAGUGGGCAUCGUUGUGUUGCAGACAACACAAACCUGUACGUUUUUGGAGGCUACAACCCCGACUACGAUGAGUCGGGAGGCUCAGACAAUGAAGAUUAUCCACUAUUCAGGGAGCUGUGGAGGUACCACUUUGUCACAGGUUGUUGGCAGCAGAUUCGAACAGAAGGCUACAUGCCCACAGAGCUGGCAUCCAUGUCAGCUGUUUUGCACGGAAACAACCUCCUGGUGUUUGGAGGCACUGGGAUCCCCUUUGGUGAAAAUAACGGCAACGAUGUUCACGUUUGUAAUGUGAAAUACAAGCGAUGGUCUCUGCUCAACUGCCGUGGGAAGAAGCCAAACAGAAUCUAUGGACAGGCAAUGGUCAUUAUUAAUGGCUUCCUGUAUGUGUUUGGAGGAACGACGGGCUACAUCUACAGCACAGACCUGCACAGGCUGGACCUGACCACCAGGGAGUGGAUCCACCUCAAACCCAAUAAUCCUCCUGACGAUCUGCCUGAGGAGCGCUACAGGCAUGAAAUAGCACAUGAUGGACAAAGGAUCUACAUUCUUGGAGGAGGGACUUCCUGGACAUCUUAUCCUCUGGACAAGGUGCAUGCUUACAAUCUAGAGACCAACUCCUGGGAGGAGAUCACUACAAAACCUCAUGACAAAAUAGGGUAUCCUGCUCCUAGGAGAUGCCAUAGCUGUGUGCAAAUACGAAAUGAUGUAUUUAUCUGUGGAGGCUACAACGGGGAGUUGAUAUUGGCUGAUCUGUGGAAGCUCAACCUGCAGACUUUCCAGUGGGGUAAAUUACCAGCAGUGAUGCCCGAGCCGGCCUAUUUUCACUGUGCUGCUGUCACUCCAGCUGGCUGCAUGUACAUCCAUGGCGGUGUUGUAAACAUUCACGAGAACAAGAGGACUGGCUCUCUAUUUAAGAUCUGGCUGGCAGUGCCCAGCCUACUGGAGCUAUGCUGGGAGAAGCUCAUCAAGGCUUUCCCCCAUCUGUCUUCACUUCCCACCAUCCAGCUGCUCAACCUGGGCCUAACGCAGGAACUCAUUGAACGCUUGAAAUGAGUGGCACAGUGGAGGAUGGACCGAGGAAUGGCUGAUUUGGGCUGGACUUAAGGGGAUGAGGUCUGAAAGAGCACAGAAGUUGAUUCACGACAAAAUUCUUGGGGAAAUGCCCUCUCACUCCCCUGCCUAACAUAGCCCUGCCUUAAAACCAAAAACAGUGGGGUGCCUUUUUUGUUUUUGUUCAUUGUUUUUUGCAGUUCCAGUGACAAUGAGGAUACAAACAUGGAAUGUUUGAUUCCUGACAUGAUGCCUUUGUGUCAAGUAUGAAAUCCUGCUUCUCAUCAGCCAAAUUGACCGCUGGAGGUACUUUAUUUUGCUCCAUGUUUUCACAGACUGCCCUCUCCCAAUUUAUUUUUAACCCACUUUCUCUAGAACUUUUAGGAAAUCAAUGCAAAGGAAGAAUGCAUGUAUAUUUAUUUGAAAGACUAGAUCUGUUUUGGGGAUAUUCUCAUCACCUGAAACUGCUGUUUGCACACACUGUCUUUACUUUUUUUAAUAGAGGGGACAAAUGGUUUUAAAAGUGGCACAGAGGGUUUGAAGAAGGCUCAUGCCAGUAUUUUUGCAAGUUUUAGUCAAUUUAAUACAAAUGUCAUAACUUUAAUUGCUGUUGACAUGCUGUAGUUUUGUUUUUUUUAGUUGGAAGUUUUUUCAGUUUUCUCUUUAAGGUAUUCACAUUAAACCCAUUACUUUGACUGUUUAGCUUAUACUUGCAAAAUGUUGACAUAAAUAAAAAUUAGACAUAACCUUCACUGUCGGGGAUAUUGAAUCUCAAACCUUCAGUCUUUCCUUGUUUUUAUAUGAAUGUGUUUAAACGUGUUUGCCUUGUGGUAAGGAAAACACACUGGAGUUGGUCGUAAGCACUAUUAUUUGUGGGAAAUUGACUAUAAUCUGAAGAAAGGGUUGAUUGUUGGUUGUCUGAGCCCUGGUGUUUUCAUUUUACAUUGUUACAGUAUAGACUAAUCUGGGAAAAAAAGGUAAAUGGAAGGUGGGUAUGUAAUGAAAUCUUUCAUCAUGUUUGCUUGCAGCUCUCAUUUGUAAAGUAAAUCAUGCAACCCAUCACUGUGAAUUUGGUGCUCUUAAAAUAAAAAAUAUUUAAAAUGCUUUUAUUCAAAUAAAGACUUGCUGUAACUGUUAAGUUUACUCCCUUUCUUGUCAUUUGUCACAGGGAGUCACUUUAGUAGCAGACUUGUAAAAACAUCUGUGUGUACUGUACUCUAGUGCCUUUCAAACCUGAUGAAGUUGAAAUGUUACUAUGAUUAGCAGUAUUAAGAGCUUUUCAUGUUUAGACAAAUGCGUUCUAUUUUGGAACAUUUUAUGAAUGAUUUAAAAGUGAACAUUUUAACGACUAAACAAUCCAGCCAUUAAUAAUAAAAAAAAAAAAUACACCAUAAUCAGUAAACAUGCUGGUAGUUAAAAUUAUGACUCAUCAGGGAGAUAUAGUUCUCUUCCUGUCAACAUUGAGGCAGCACAAAGUCUUCUGAGUAUUAAUCCUACAAGAACAUCUGUACCAUUUUAAAGGUCAUAUUUAAGUGAAUUCACCGUUGCCAAAUAAUACUGCACCUUGAGCAAAGUAUGAUUAUAAAUGAUGGAGAGGGAUGUUGGACUGGACUCCCACAAAUGCAUGGAUUUGCCUGCUUUCUUUCUCCACCCUACCUUUAUGUUCAAAAAACAAAAUGUGUGCUCCAUAAUGCUCUUUUUAUAUCAUCAUCAUCAUCAUCAUAACUUUACUUUGAGACAUAGUUCUAAGAUGAUAGUUGUACAGUAGACUUGAAUGUGAAUGUCAUGUUGGAGUUGUCAAUAAAAGUGUUCCGUAAAUA
This is a messenger RNA of Solea senegalensis (Senegalese sole), 3141 nucleotides long. RefSeq names its product kelch domain containing 10 (gene klhdc10). The transcript has 9 exons. Bases 158 to 1324 code for a protein of 388 amino acids. The record is from RefSeq and is a predicted model, not a curated record. Gene Ontology annotation, molecular function: protein binding. Gene Ontology annotation, biological process: positive regulation of stress-activated MAPK cascade. Lineage: Eukaryota; Metazoa; Chordata; Actinopteri; Pleuronectiformes; Soleidae.